Oncorhynchus gorbuscha (pink salmon) is the source of this 1724-nucleotide messenger RNA. RefSeq lists its product as uncharacterized. Lineage: Eukaryota; Metazoa; Chordata; Actinopteri; Salmoniformes; Salmonidae. The record is from RefSeq and is a predicted model, not a curated record. Bases 351 to 1271 code for a protein of 306 amino acids. The transcript has 13 exons.
GUUCUCCAAUCUGAAAGGUUAUGUCUUAUGCGAAACAGAGACGCGCCCGUCAAGCCCAAGAAAUGAAAGUGAAAGCAGUACAAAAGAAAGUCAUGACUGAUGUGUAAAGACGAAUGAAACUUCCACUCUAUAUUUUCAACUAAAAUGUCAUUACGUGGGUUUGGCAAUAGUUAUCUGGAAUAUGAGGAGGAGGAGGAAGAGGAGGAGGAGGAAGAUAACUAUGAGCAGAGCACAUCUAGUCAGUCUGCCUCAGCCAGGGGGAGCCACGUUGAGUGGCAGCUGUAUGAAGGAGAGAGAUUGGCAAUGACCAUGUGAUCGAGACCCACUACUGCCAGCCUGGGGCCAAAGGAAUGAACAUCUACCCAUCACACAUGGGGCAGGUCUAUAUAGAUUUUGAUCAGAUUGAGGCUCAAAAUGCUGCCAUGAGGGUACGGCGACUCACGUUUCUACCUCAGGGUCAAAAUGAAGACAUCGGGUGGUAUUUCAAAGACGAUAUGAUAUGGCGUGAAUACGGUUCUUUGGGUCCAGGUCAAGCCUCGUCCUCAGUCAGUAGUGGUGAUGUGGAACGACAGUACAUCCUCAGACCUCAGGGGACCUUCCACUUCACUGUGGGGAGCACCAGCUACACCUUAGACUUCACAGCUAUGACACAGAACAAUUCAGCCACCCGGGUACAGAGAAACGUCCGGCGGCAUCCAAAGUUCAACUCCGUCGUCUCAGGGAAUGGCAGCGUGUCCAUUGCCCAAUCAGCCCCCACCGUAAUUGCCUCACCACCUCCCUCUGCUGGCUACACCUGGGAAUUCAUGGGCGAGGAGGGAGUGUGGAUAGAAUACCAGACUCCAAGUUGCUCACUGGGGAGUGCUGGGAUUGAGAGACGCUACCAGAAGAACCCUAAGGGACAGAUACGCUUCAAAGCUGGGAGAUAUUCCUACACCCUCGACUUCUCAGGCCUGUGUCAGACCAACGUUCGCAUCGGGACCAAAAUAAUUGUGAGGAGAACUCAAUGUGAAGCUCAACAAACAAGCAGUGGGGGAUUGGGUUUACGGUCCCGUUGGCAGUUUCAAGACGUGGAUGGAAGCUGGAAAGACUUUGCCAAAAGGAGCGACACCUGCAGUGUAUCCAGCCAGGACAUUGAAGCCCAGUACCAGCAGAACCCAAAUGGAACUAUGAACUUCACUACCAGGAGAUUCAGCUAUCAACUGGACUUCUCAGCCCUGACCCAAAGAAACCUGUCCACUCAGACCACCCGAUCUGUUCGACGCCUGGACUAAUCACUGCCCAGGACACUGUCCUCUGUCAGGGGUUAAGUGCAAUACCCUGGCAGUGGAGGCUGGUGGGAGGAGCUAUAGGAGGACAGGCUCAUUGUAAUGGCUGGAACGGUAUCAAACACAUGGAAACGUUUCACUCCGUUUCUUUCAUUCCAUUCCAGCCAUUCCAAUGAGCCUGUCCUCCUAUAGCUCCUCCCACCAGCCUCCACUGUACCCUGGGUGCAUCUCAAUUGUCUAAAGUGGCUUCCUCUCAACCCCAUUUCUUCAUGUGCACAGUGAAGACGAAGUCACUGUCUGGUACUGAGAUGGAACCCCUUCCAUUCCACUUCUUCCUAAAAAUGAAACUUGUUUACAUAUGUAUUCAUGUAUUUCCUGUUAUUUCUUCGACAUUGUGCAUAUACUUAAAAACCAAUACUGUUAUUAGAAAAGUAGCUUCUGACAAUCUGCACAAUACUU